AUGGCUUCACAGCGCUUCACCUUCAAACUGAGGCCCUCACACGCCGUCCUCUCUCAGUGCAUGCCCGCCAUGCCGGAGAUCCAGGUGUGCGAGUGUCAGGUGUGUGACAACGCCGUCACCGUGGUGUGGGCCCUGCCGGAACCCGACAACAAAAUCGAGCACUACGACCUGGAGUAUCGCCGCACCAACCACGAGGGCCCUCCCCGCAUGCGCGAGGACCACCCCUGGAUGGUGGUGGAGGGGAUUCAGCAGACCGAGUACACGCUAACAGGACUCCGCUUCGACACGCGCUACAUCACCUUCCGCGUGAAGGCGUGCAACAAGGCCGUGGCGGGAGAGUUCUCCGAGCCGGUGAACCUGGAGACGCACGCCUUCCUGUUCAAGCUGGACUCGGGUUCGGCCCACCAGAACCUGCGCGUGGAGGAGAACAGUGUGGAGUGGGACGGGGGCGGGGGGAAGGUGCAGGACAUCCGAAAGGAGAAGACCAGAACCAGCUCACCCCUGCACUCACCAGCCAGGAGUGCGAUGAUGUCCCCUAAGAGGAUGCCCUCGUCCCGGGCGGGGAGGGACCGCUUCACGGCCGAGUCCUACACCGUCCUGGGCGACACGAUGAUUGACGCGGGCCAGCACUACUGGGAGGUGUGGUUCGAUAAGGACAGCAAGGCGUUCGGGGCGGGCGUGGCCCUGCGCUCCCUGGGCCGAUUCGACCAGCUGGGCAAGAGCUCCGCCUCCUGGUGCCUGCACCUCAACAACUGGCUGCAGCAGAGCCUGACCGCCAAGCACAACAACAAGGCCCGCCCCCUGGACUGCGCCAUCCCUGACCGCGUGGGGGUGUACUGCAGCUACGAGGAGGGAGUUCUGUCCUUCUACAACGCCAGAACCAAGCAGCCCAUCCACACCUUCAGAACCAAGUUCACACAGCCAGUGGUGCCGGCUUUCAUGGUGUGGAACGGUAGUUUCUCGGUGCAGACGGGCCUGCAGGUUCCCAGCAUGGUGCAGAACGGGCAGAGGAGGAACAGCGGAACCAGCAGCUCCAAUGCCAGCCUCACCUAGAACCCGGGUCUAAAUGUCAGAACCGCCGCAGAACCUCGCCUAGAACCCGGGUCUAAAUGUCAGAACCACCACAGAACCUCACUCUUACAGGCUCUUUUUACUUCAGUCCGUGUUCCAGAUUUCGGGAGACGUCUGGAUUUUACUCAGCGCAAUUAUCCAGCAAACUCAGUAAUCCUGCUUUGGGGGGUUUUGCUCAGCACAAUUAUCCAGCAAACUCAGUAAUCCUGCUUCAUAAAUCAAGGCCCAGGACUCCAUAAACCAGCCCCACCCCACCAGCUAGUCUGCCUCCUCCUCUCACUUUGCUGGUUCUUGUGCCUUUAGGUCGCAGGGGUGGCCGACCGUGUCCUAAAAUGGCCGCCGUGCGUGUGGGUUUGUGUUUUAGGCCCAGCACACGAUGUCACCGGGCUGUACUCAUCAAGGUCUUGAUUGAAGACCACCCACCGUUAGUCAACCAGCAGGUAUCGGUUGCCGUAGCGCCGGGCUAAAGCAGAAACAAAAAACCCUGCACCCACACCGGCCCUUUUUUGGAAAACGGUCGACCCGCCCCCGUUUUAGGUGGUGCUCCACCCCACCCUAAAAAAAAAAAAAAAAACCUCUUUUUGUUUAAUUUCACUUUUUAGCUGCUUUAAUCAUCAUCAGCAUAAUAAACCGGCCGGGGCGAAGCAGCAUGUUUAUUUACGAGCGCACACGCGUGUAACCGUGAGCUCUGUCGAGUUUUCACCGUUUCCGUGGUUUCAUAUCGAACAGGACCUUGCCAUUCUCUCUCUCUCUCUCUCUCUCUCUCUCUCUCUCUCUCUCUCUCUCUCUCUCUCUCAUCACAGAUCUGAAUGCUUUCAGACCGCACAAGUUAUCAGCAGAAAAACAAAUUCCCUGAUAUGGGGUAGCAGCAGAUUAGACUCUCUGGAUAGGUAGUAGGUGUGUCUGAAUGUAUUACUGCUUAUCACUGCACUGACGACAGUGGACUGGUGAUGUCACACUCCUGCCCUGGGGAAGGGGCGGGUGUGUGUGUGGGGGGGGGUCACGGUGCCUGAUUAAUGAUUGGCUGAUUCCUUUAAGUCACUGAUCUGAUUGGCUACAAAGGCCGAUCGAAAGGAAACCACAAAAAAAAUAAGCCUCCAAUCCCUCAGAUACAGCAUUUAGCAUGUAGUGUAGUGGUUAAGGUGCAUGAUUGGGACACGCAAGGUCGGUGGUUCUAAUCCCGGUGUAGCCACAAUAAGAUCCGCACAGCCGUUGGGCCCUUGAGCAAGGCCCUUAACCCUGCGUUGCUCCAGGGAGCAUUGUCGCCUGCUUAGUUUAAUCAACUGUACGUCGCUCUGGAUAAGAGCGUCUGCCAAAUGCCAAUAAUGUAACACCCUGGUAUCAACUCAGAUGGGACAGGUCUUGGAGAACGUCCGGUGAUCACCACCCCCAAUUGGGAGAUCAACUUUCUGAUUGGAGAAUGCAGUUUAUCACACAAGACAUCACAGACUGUUAUCUCUGCUAUAAAUCAGUAGUCCAGUGCCCGUGUGCCAAUUAUGAGUUGUACAGCAAUGAUGAUCUAAUGCUUCAGGGCAGGGGUUCGCUGGUCAUUGUUGUAACAGUGUUAUCCAGAAUGCUUCCAGAAUGCUUCCAGAUAUGAACUUGAAAACUGAUGUUAUUUUGUGGAAAAAUGAUCGCCUUGUGAAUGCUUUACUUUCUCACUGUCUCUGUCCUCCCAGACCAAUAAAGAGACCGUGUGACAGCAGAA
This is a messenger RNA of Conger conger (European conger), 2779 nucleotides long. RefSeq names its product fibronectin type III and SPRY domain-containing protein 1-like. The record is from RefSeq and is a predicted model, not a curated record. The transcript has 8 exons. Bases 1 to 1053 code for a protein of 350 amino acids. NCBI's taxonomy places the organism in Eukaryota, Metazoa, Chordata, Actinopteri, Anguilliformes, Congridae. Gene Ontology annotation, molecular function: protein binding.